This is a messenger RNA of Apis florea (little honeybee), 1157 nucleotides long. RefSeq names its product peroxisomal biogenesis factor 16 (gene Pex16). Gene Ontology annotation, cellular component: peroxisomal membrane. Gene Ontology annotation, biological process: peroxisome organization. The record is from RefSeq and is a predicted model, not a curated record. Lineage: Eukaryota; Metazoa; Arthropoda; Insecta; Hymenoptera; Apidae.
CACUAUAGAUAUAAACUAUAGACUAUAGAUUAUAGACUAUAGACUAUAUUAAUAGUAGAAGAUUAUUAUCGUGAUUACUUGCAAAUGUUUUGUUACAUUAUUUAAUAGAUCAAAAUGGUGUUAAACACUGUACAUUCUUCUGCAUUAAAAAUCAUUAAACCAUACAGAAAAUGGAUUAUAGAAAAUCCUCAAUUAUUAUCUGACAUAGAAAAUACGAUUCAAUAUUUGCCUUAUUUCACAGCUGGUCAAUUUAAUAAUUCUUCCUUUAUAUCAGAAUUAUUGUAUUCAGUUUCGAAUUUAAUAGUAUUUUUCAAUGAUUUAUUAAUGUAUAGUGAGAAAUGUAUACAUUUAAAAUUUUCUAAGUUUGAAUCGAAAAUAAAAAUUUGGCUGACUGUAGUAGAAUACACAGAAGCUCUUUUUGAGAUUUCUGCGAAAAAGUUAUGGGGACAAAUUGGAAAAUGGUUUAUAAUAACUAUCAUUCAAAUAUUUAAAACUGUAUUAAGACUUCUAUUAGUUCAUUUAUAUAAAGAACGAAUAACGAGAAGUCCUCCAAUACAGCCACUUAAUAGAGAAAAGAUUAAUGAUUCACAUAAUGAAAAAUCAAGAGAAAGUUUUAUAUUAAAACGAUCUGGUACUGUUGUUAGAAGUAUAAAAGGUAUUAAUUCUCUACGUAUACAUACAUGGGAGCCAUUAUCUUCUAAUGUUAACAAUAAUGAUAAUUUGAAUAUGUGCUCUACAUCAGAAAAAAAUUUAAUAUUAGCUGAGACUCUUUAUAUUAUUAAACCAUUAUUACAUUUGGGAUGUAUAUCUUUUACUGGAAAAAAACAUUGGUCUCCAUGGUUGUUAUCAUUUGCCAUUGAUUUAAUCAGUUUAAAAAUAAUUAAUAAUCAGAUGAAAAAUAUAUCAUUUAGUAAAGAAGAAGAAAAAGAAUUCUUCAGACGAAGACUUACUUUACUUCUUUAUAUAUUAAAAUCUCCAUUUUAUGAUAAAUAUAGUCGUAUUAGAAUAUAUGCAAUCUUAACUGCACUUUCUAAUAAAAUACCUCUGGCAAGAUUUGUAACAGAGCCAGUAAAAAAGUAUUUACCAUAUUGGCAAAGUACAUAUUUUUAUAUAUGGACGAAUUAAUUUGUGGAGUUAAUAAAUAUUUUAAAAAAUUA